GGGACAGAAACAAACGUCGCCUGGCGCUGGCUCGGCUCUGGAGCUCAAGCCCAUCCUCUUCGCUGUGCUCGUGCCGUCUCUUUCCCCAGCUUUCAGUGCUUUAGGCAGGUGACAGCAGGGACAUGUCUCGGGAGCUUCAGGACGUGGACCUGGCUGAAGUGAAGCCUCUGGUGGAGAAAGGGGAGACCAUCACUGGCCUCCUGCAUGAGUUUGAUGUCCAGGAGCAGGACAUCGAGACGUUACAUGGCUCUCUGCACGUCACCCUAUGCGGGUCCCCCAAGGGAAAUCGGCCUGUCAUCCUCACAUACCAUGACAUUGGCAUGAACCACAAAACCUGCUACAACCCCCUCUUCAACUCUGAGGACAUGCAGGAGAUCACCCAGCACUUUGCCGUGUGCCAUGUGGAUGCCCCGGGCCAGCAGGAUGGUGCUCCGUCCUUCCCAGCGGGGUACAUGUACCCUUCCAUGGAUCAGCUGGCCGAGAUGCUUCCAGGAGUCCUCCUCCAGUUUGGGCUGAAAAGCGUCAUUGGCAUGGGCACGGGCGCCGGCGCCUACAUCCUCAGCCGCUUUGCUCUGAACAACCCAGAAAUGGUGGAGGGCCUCGUCCUUAUCAACGUGAACCCUUGUGCCGAAGGCUGGAUGGACUGGGCUGCUUCCAAGAUCUCCGGAUGGACCCAGGCCCUGCCGGACAUGGUGGUGUCGCACCUCUUUGGGAAGGAGGAGUUGCACAAUAAUGUGGAGGUGGUGCACACCUACCGCCAGCACAUCCUCAAUGACAUGAACCCGGGCAACCUGCACCUGUUCAUCAAUGCUUACAACAGCCGGCGGGACCUGGAGAUCGAGCGGCCCGUACCGGGCGCCCACAGCGGGACUCUACAGUGCCCUGCUCUGCUGGUGGUCGGGGACAGCUCUCCUGCGGUGGACGCCGUGGUGGAGUGCAACUCGAAACUGGACCCCACGAAGACCACUCUGCUCAAGAUGGCGGACUGUGGCGGUCUCCCACAGAUCUCCCAGCCAGCCAAGCUCGCUGAGGCCUUCAAGUACUUCGUGCAGGGCAUGGGAUACAUGCCCUCUGCCAGCAUGACCCGCCUGAUGAGGUCCCGCACAGCCUCUGGCUCCAGUGUCACAUCCCAGGAAGGUUCCCGCAGCCGCUCCCACACCAGCGAGGGCCCUCGCAGCCGCUCCCACACCAGCGAAGGCCCCCGCAGCCGCUCCCACACCAGCGAGGGAGCCCACCUGGACAUCACCCCCAACUCCGGGGCCAGCGGGAACAACGCCGGGCCCAAGUCCAUGGAGGUGUCCUGCUAGGAAGCCUAUGCCGGCACUCCGGACUCGUAUCUCUGUAAUGGCCUCUCCUCCCAUCUUCCCUGCCCAGGCCUGCCACCCUGCGCUAACGUGGUAUUAAUCCGAAGCUUAUUUUGAAAGCGUGAGCUCUGACCAUGUACAGCUUGGGUCUGUCCAGGGCCCCUUGUGGAACGAGGGUGAGGUGGCUGGGGACCAAAGGACAGCAGCAGCUCAGUGUCCUGUUUUCAUUAACUCAUGGCCUGGUUGCCAUUCUCUUACCUGUUCUCAGAGACACCAAACUGCCAAAAGCUAGAAACAGAGUAGCACACACUUCCCCAUCCUGGCUCAGCAGCCUGAGGCGCUGGCCUUUUGCCAGCCCACCGACUUCCUGUUUCCUCUCCAACUGAAGCCAAGCUGACUGGGUUCCUGUAGGGAAACCAUCUCUGACUGGGGAUUGGGGAGGGCCAGAGCAGUGAAGUGUGGGUGCAUCAUUUAAGUAUGUAAAACAGGAAGAGGGAAGGCAGAAGUGGAAUUGACAUGGAGCCUAGAAGCAUUUGGAAAACCAAAUCCACGUAGCUCACUUUCUCCAAAUCAGUUUUGAAAGCUGGUGCAUAUGUGAACUUUUGAGUGCCGGAGCACAUGUGCCUGUUUUUCUGGCAUCUUUUAACAUACAAUGAAAUCAGGCAGCAUGCUCUGCCAGCUUCACAAAAAGACAGCUUUGGCAGACAUUGGUGUCACAGUGUCGUAAGGCUUUAGAUGUGCUGUUGGCCUCCUCCACUGCCCCUACCUCCCACCCCACAUCCUGAAGUGAGUGGUUAGCUUUGUCCUCGGGGAAGAUCGGUAGAUUUCUAGUGGCAUUCUUUGAAAUGGAGCAAGCAGCAUUCCAGCCAGCUGAGAUGAGUCUGUGCAGGGAAGCAGGAAAUGGGGCUGGGAGUGGGAUCCGGAUGACCAGACUAAGUGCUUUCCAGAGAAUCCAGUAUAAUGGUGAUUAUUUCAGUGGGCCCCACCCUGUUUCCCAGGAAUCUUGUGUGACUGGGUUAAAUCCGGGCUCCCCUGGUUCUCUGCUGAGGUUGAUUUUGAACUUGAUUGCUGAAUGUCUCUGACCCAAGACUUACUGGGUCUUCAGAUACACUUUUUUGGUCUUACAUAAGGAAUGGGAAUUUGCAUGGGUCAUGGGCUGAGGAAAUGUGAGGGUCCUGGGAUCUGUAUUCCCUGUGAAUACC
Molecule: messenger RNA, 2506 nt
Organism: Fukomys damarensis (Damara mole-rat)
Lineage: Eukaryota; Metazoa; Chordata; Mammalia; Rodentia; Bathyergidae
Gene: Ndrg1
Product: N-myc downstream regulated 1
Exons: 16
Coding region: 123-1307 (394 amino acids)
Biological process (GO): signal transduction
Cellular component (GO): cytoplasm
Source: RefSeq, a predicted model, not a curated record